AUGUGGAGAGGGUGCUGGUGGUUGGGCGUUGGUCUCUCACUCAUCUUCUCUCUCUCUCUCUCUCGGGCGCGUCCUGACUUGAACAGCAACGACAGCAGCAGCGAGGCCAAGCUUGUGGCCGUGCUGCUUUGCUAUCAUCCAGGGUAUUUGGUGUCCCGAGCCGCUGUUACCUUGCUGGAUGAAAUCUCCAGCUCACUCCCACAUCUGCAUGCUACUCCGGAGGAUGAUAUGCAUCACCUGCUGCAUGAUCCAUCAGAGCCCCUGAUGCACUUCAAUGCCAACGAUGUCGCAACUACGCUGGCUUCGACUAGCAUGCCCACCACGGGCAUGCCAGUCCCCAUGAUGGGUGCAAGCUUGAUUCCAGAGCACCACAUCAGCGCUGCUGUUGAUCAUCGUGUCUUCGCCGGCAAACGCACCAACGCGCACAGCUAUGCGGCCCAUGACGACGUUCACCCGGCUGCCAAACGAGCCGCGCCUGUGGCUGGUGUUGAUACCAACAACCAUCCCAUCAUCACUCACGGCUUUCCCGACAUCGGGCCUGUCGUUUCCCAAACCCUAUCUGCCCCACCUGCUCCACAGCCCAUGGUCAACCCAAACUCACCCGAGCUCAAACCCGCCGUGGAUGACUUGUCCAGCUCGUCCGUGCCAGAAAAUUCCGACGCUGCCUCGAGCCUCCUGCCUCCCGUCGUGCCCCCUCCGCCCCCGGAAACGUUCAAAAAGACAGUGAUCAAACGGCAGGGUCCCUUGAAGACGGCCAUGGACAAAAAGAUGGCGCACAACGCAGUUGAGCGCCGAUACCGCAACUCCAUCAACGACCGUAUCACCCACCUACGUCGGCUGUUGCCGCCCACCUGGACAACUGGUCCAAAAGUUAGGACAAACAAGGCUGCUAUCUUGCAAAAGGUGACUGCCUAUUUGCACUUUUUGAUUGAAAACAAUCAGGAACUGCAUCGGGAGGUCACCAGCCUACGCGAGGUGCUGGCUGCCCACGGCUUGGCCGACGCUGGCAAUGCAGUGCCGACUGUCAGCACCAAUCCGACGGCCAACGUGCUGGAAGAUUUACUUGCCUUUGACUCAGCCUAUGAUGAAGCCUAUCCACCAACCGAGCCUUCGACCCCUUCCACUGUGCCGGCGCCGGCCGCGGCUGCCAUGGCCAUGCUGAACGGCACGCGGCGCGUUCAGACCGGCAACAUGUCUCCACCUUCGGAUGUCGACAGCGGACACGCCACUUCGCCCAACGCACCUAGCAGUCCGGGUAGCGUGCGCUCCAUUUCUCCUGGCGCUCCCGGGGCACCGGCCACGGCCACCCGCAUGUUUAUGGUGGCCUGCGUGGCUGGUUUUACCUUCUUCUCCCAUUCGCUCUCCGCGGGUUUUGGCGGAGCUGUCGAGGGGCCCGCCAUGGCAAUGGGCCCGGGUCGCGUUCUUCAGAGCGUGCAGGCGUCAGGCGCCGGGGUCAACACCGGAGGCGAUGAAAGUCUUGGCCUCUGGUCAACGGCCCUGUUCUGGUGCAUGCAAGUGGUGUCACUAUUGUUGCUGGCUGUGGUCAUUGUUAUUCGCGACCCCGUCACAGAAUCGGAGUCUGCCAAGAUCAAAGCGGCCCACGAGCAUGAACGCAAGACAGCCGUGGCGCGCAUGCUGCAACACCAUGAGACAGCCAGCUGGCACGCAGACAAGGCUUUGGAAUGUUUGAAUCAACCGCAGCUCGGGGCUUCGCGGAUGCAGCUCGGCUUGGCCAACCACGUGCUUCGUCAGGCGCUGCACACCUCGCGCCUUGGUCUCUGGGCAGAGCGCUAUUUUGCUUCGUCACACGGACCCGCUGCCGCCGAAUUCUUGGCUGUUUUGGCCCGUACCUAUCAUCAUCGUCAUCAGGUUAUGUUGGACACGCGCAAGGACGCCGUAGUCACGGCCGCCUCGCUCGAGUGUGCCCUGGCCGCUGUCAAUGCUGCCGAAGCCGCUGGCUCGCAACUGAGCCCCGUGGAGCUUGGUCGCUUUUAUGCGGCUCUAGCCGUCGAGCUCGUGCUGCAGCGAGGUGGCUCGUCCUUUCUUGCUGGCAUGUAUCUGGACAAGGCCAAGGCCGUGGCGGCAUGUGCGGCUGCAACCGCGUCACUGGCCCGCGAAGCCUGCCGCACGGCGGUUGGGCCUGAGCAAGCCGAUGAGGAGGACGCCGAGUCCGACCAUGACGUGUCCUUGGAUAACGACGGCGAAGGCGACCCCAUGACCGACCCAAUGGCCAACAUGGAAGAAUGCGAGUUUGCUUGGAUGUUCGAGCCACAGGGUCGCACCUAUCUCCUCGACGGCACUUGGCUCACGGUCAGCGCUUUGGGCGCCCGCAAGCCUGGCACACUUCUCUCGCUCAGCGUCGCCUUUCGGCAUCACCUGCUUCAGCAGGGCAUGCAAGAUUUGGUCGCGGGUCGCGACCUGGCUUUGGCUACUAGCCGCCUGCUCGAGUUGGGCAAGCACGCCCAUGUGGCGAAUCAUGCCCACGAUCAUUGGUGGGCCUUGGCCACCAUGGUGCCCAUGCAUUGGCGCCAGGGCCAGCUGCGCGAGGCACGUAGCAAGCUCGUGCAAGCAGAACGCCUUUGUCCCAAGCGUGACCUGCUGCAAGAAAGCCUCUACGCCGUCCUUCGCGCUCAGCAGGCUCUUUUGGAUGGAGAUCACGCCCUUUGCUGGUUGGCGCUACAACGUGCCUCCUGCUGCUACGCGCGUCUCCCCCCAGCUCAUCCCGUCUUUGCCCCAGCACUCGACGAGAUGGCGCGCUUUCUGGUCCUGCGCCAGGUCAUGGGUGUUCGCGUGGCCCUCUAUCGUCUGCGCUCUUAUCUGCGGCGACUCCCUGAGGCGGAGGUGGAUGCUCUGCGCGAGCGGGACGGCUCUGUGGUGACCUUUGAUGUGAUGUUGACGGCAUUGCAAAACGAUGUCGACUUGGCCACGGCCUUUGCUCAGUCUUUGCCCUACAGUCAACCGCAGGCGCUCCUGUUGCGCGGCAUCUGUCGCUGCUUGGCCGGGGCUCGCACAGAGCCCACAGAGCAACUGUUCCAACAAAGCUGGACGUUGGCUGAACAACUGGAGCAGCCCUAUGAUGUGGCGCUGGCCAAGUUGCACAUGGCCAGUUGCUUGUCCUCGAGUCUACCAAAGGCCUUGCUUCGUACGCAGCUGGAGGAAGCCAUGCAUCUCUUUGAGCGCCUGGAUGCCGUGGAUGAGCUCAACUCGUGCCGCAAGUUGACCAAGCUCUUGGAUUCUCGUUAAUGAUGACCAUGGCACGCACAUGGUCUUGCGAUGUUGAUGUUGACACUUUGUUCAUUUGGCGAUAAAUCUGCUUUGUGUGCCGAGCACGUGAAAAAGCACCCUCGAAGUUUUAUGGGUGUUGCGCGAUUUGUACCCUAUUCCGGUUGUGAGAUGGCCCUGUUCGGCCUUGGCUGCGCACCUCUUCUUGUUUUUGUGUUUUGGUGUUCUCAAAAUUAAAUUUUUAACAUUGGGUGCAUUUUCGCUGACAAUUCACAUCAUUGAUCACU
Molecule: messenger RNA, 3509 nt
Organism: Monosiga brevicollis MX1
Lineage: Eukaryota; Choanoflagellata; Craspedida; Salpingoecidae
Exons: 13
Coding region: 1-3243 (1080 amino acids)
Biological process (GO): regulation of transcription by RNA polymerase II
Cellular component (GO): nucleus
Molecular function (GO): protein dimerization activity; DNA-binding transcription factor activity, RNA polymerase II-specific; RNA polymerase II cis-regulatory region sequence-specific DNA binding
Source: RefSeq, a predicted model, not a curated record